AUGGAAACCCAUCUGCGGCUUGUCACCGGACCAAUCGACCGGAUGUUCGUCGGUCGGCAACCGUGGCAGAUCGUGGCCAUAACAACGACGACGGUGCUCGGGACAAUCUGGUUGUGUCAGGUGUUGUUUCAAGAUGAAAGCUUGUACAGCCGCACGAAGAAGAAGGUAUUCAAACUAGCCCGCCUCAUACCAGCAGUCCGGCGCAAAGUCGACGCGGAGAUAAAGAAAAUCAACGAUAACUUCGUGAAAAGCAUUAGCCAACCAGGCAAGUACUACACCGAUCUGCCCAACGAGGGCAUGGAAGCGGCGCAAAUACUCAAAACGGUGGACGAAUACCUCAAUCUCGGCCAUUACCGGUGGAAGGAAGGUUUCAUCUCUGGUGCCGUGUACUACUACAACCCCGAGCUCAUCAAGCUCGUCACGGAGGUGUACGGGAAGGCGUCUUACACCAACCCGUUGCACCCGGACGUGUUCCCGGGCGUGUGCAAAAUGGAAGCCGAAGUAGUCCGAAUGACCGCGACGUUAUUCCACGGUGGACCCAGCGCCUGUGGCACAAUGACCACGGGUGGUACCGAGUCGAUCAUGAUGGCCUGUAAGGCCUACCGUGACUAUGCCCGCGAAAACCGCGGAAUUACGAAACCAAACAUGGUGAUGCCGACGACGGCCCACACGGGCUUCGACAAGGCUGCCAAAUAUUUGGGAAUUUUCACCAAGAAUGUCCCCGUGGACAAGGCUACUACCGAGGUGAACAUCGCAGCGAUGGAGCGCGCCAUCAACCGGAACACGGUGAUGUUGGUGGGUUCGGCGCCCAACUUCCCGUACGGUACGAUGGACGAUAUCGAAGCGAUCGCGGCGCUGGGCCGAAAGUACAACAUUCCCGUGCACGUGGACGCAUGCUUGGGCGGGUUUUUGAUUGUGUUCAUGAAGCGGGCCGGCUAUCCGGUGCGUCCGUUCGAUUUCAGCAUACCCGGUGUGACGAGCAUUUCGGCUGACACGCACAAGUACGGCUUCUCGCCGAAAGGCUCCUCCAUCGUGCUGUACUCGGAGAAAGUAUACCGGCACCAUCAGUACACCGUCACGACUGAUUGGCCCGGCGGUGUGUACGGGUCACCGACGGUAAAUGGAUCGCGAGCCGGUGGCAUCAUCGCUGCCACGUGGGCCACCAUGAUGAGCUUCGGUCUCGACGGUUACGUGGAGGCGACGAAGCGCAUCAUCGACACCACUCGUUACAUGGAGCAAAAACUUCGUGCCAUGAAAAACAUCUUCAUUUACGGUACCCCAGCAACGAGCGUAAUCGGCAUCGGAUCGAAGGAUUUCGACAUCUUUUUGCUCGCGGGAGAGCUGAGCAACUUGGGCUGGAACCUAAACUCCCUGCAAUUUCCCUCCGGCAUUCACAUCUGCGUGACAUACAUGCACACCCAAAACGGGGUAGCAGACAAAUUCAUCGAAGAUGUGCGCACGAAGGUUGCACUAAUCAUGAAGAAUCCCUCCCAGCCUGUCGAGGGCAAGAUGGCUAUAUACGGUGUAGCGCAAUCCGUGCCAGACCGUGAGCUGAUCGGAGAUUUCACCAAGUGCUUUAUCGAUUCCAUGUUCUACACACCAAUCGACUCGGCACCCACCGAUAAUUAACACUGCCCUGCCAAACCCGUUCACCGUAAAGCGGACCAUCAUCAAGCAUCACUGCUGAGGCGGCGAAAGAA
Messenger RNA from Anopheles nili, 1700 nucleotides. It is a transcript of the gene Sply, whose product is annotated as sphingosine-1-phosphate lyase. Gene Ontology annotation, biological process: sphingolipid catabolic process; carboxylic acid metabolic process. Lineage: Eukaryota; Metazoa; Arthropoda; Insecta; Diptera; Culicidae. The record is from RefSeq and is a predicted model, not a curated record. The coding region runs from base 1 to 1629 and encodes 542 amino acids. Gene Ontology annotation, molecular function: pyridoxal phosphate binding; sphinganine-1-phosphate aldolase activity. Gene Ontology annotation, cellular component: endoplasmic reticulum. The transcript is spliced from 3 exons.